This is a messenger RNA of Aspergillus sclerotioniger CBS 115572, 2710 nucleotides long. Its product is annotated as putative microtubule associated protein (Ase1). The transcript has 4 exons. The record is from RefSeq and is a predicted model, not a curated record. Gene Ontology annotation, molecular function: microtubule binding. Gene Ontology annotation, biological process: mitotic spindle midzone assembly; microtubule cytoskeleton organization. Gene Ontology annotation, cellular component: spindle; mitotic spindle midzone; cytoplasm. NCBI's taxonomy places the organism in Eukaryota, Fungi, Ascomycota, Eurotiomycetes, Eurotiales, Aspergillaceae. Bases 134 to 2470 code for a protein of 778 amino acids.
AGCUUACAUGACGCUGGCCCCCGCCCUUUAAAGGCGAUUUUGUUUCCGGUCGCGCACUCAAACAAACCAACCUAAGCCAAUCAGCUAGUCAACAACCAACCCCCCUGGUUCGGGCGUUGGGAUUUACGGCACCAUGGCGGUCGACACAAGCUAUCUGACCACCCAGGUCAACAAUAUCGUUUCUCAGCUGCACGGAAUAUAUGAUGAUAUCGGUGUCCCAAAUCAUGAGCGCGACUCGAGAGAGGCAGAGCUCUUCAGCGCUUUGUCGGAAACGCUGAACAACCACCUCAAGCUUGUCAAUAAUGAGAAGAAAGACAUGGAAGAUGAGGCGCAGCGUCUCAUCACCGCGAUCCAGCAUAUGGAGAAGUCUCUGGUUGACGAAAAGGCGAACGGACAGUAUCAGCUUGACCAUAAUGCUUUGCGCGUCAGCUAUCCCCUGAAUCGCUGCCUCAGCUUCCUCCGAGAGGAACACGGCGCAUUGAACAAACUGCACAAGGAGCGUUUUGAGCAAGUCAGGAAACUUGUUGAAGCGCUCGAAUCCUAUUCGUCACAUCUUGAAACAACUAUUGUCGCCAUUGACCUUCCUCCAACUGCUCCCGGUUCCACUAUCCCACCCAGCUUUGACCUCUCUCCAUCCUACGUUACUGCGCUCGACAGCGAAUUCACCCGCGUCUACGAAGAAUACCACCGACGCUUGGAAUUUGUUCAGACCACCUGCGAGGAGAUCAUCAAGCUGUGGGCCGAGCUCGGAACUCCCCAGGUCCAGACCGAUUCCAACAUUGUCAAGUUCUACCGCGAGUCGCCAGAGCAGUUGGGUCUCCACGAAUCGGAUCUAGCCGGCUUGAUGGCGAAGCGCGAAAAGCUUCUGCAAGAGAAGGGCGGUCGUGAGCGCAAAUUGAAGGAUCUCAAGAAUGCCGUUGAAGCGCUGUGGGAACGCUUUGGAGUCGAAGACUGCGAUAGAAAGGCGUUCCUGGCGGCGAACCGUGGCUGUGGGCUCCGGACCAUUAAUGAAUUUGAGGAGGAAUUGGAGCGCCUCAAUGAGCUAAAGAGACAGAAUCUGCAUCUGUUCGUGGAAGAUGCCCGAUGCCGGCUCCAAGAACUUUGGGACAGCCUUUAUUUCUCGGAAGAGGAGAUGCUCGACUUUACGCCCGCCUUCUCUGAUGUAUGCAGCGACGCCUUGCUAGAGGCACAUGAAGCGGAGAUCACACGGCUAGAGGCCUUGAAGGAACAACGCGCAUCGACGUUGCAGCUCAUCGAGAAGCAUAAGAAUCUUCUGGCGGAACGCGAAGCUCUGGCAGUCUCGAGUCAGGACGCGUCCCGUCUGAUGGGCCGUGGAGUUAAAGGAGAGAGACGUGACCCCGGAAAGCUUCUGAGGGAAGAGAAGAUGAGAAAGAGGAUCUCCAAGGAGCUGCCCAAGGUGGAGAGUGACCUGCGCAAAGAGUUGGAGAGGUGGGAGGAUGAGUAUGGCCGGCCAUUCCUCGUCCAUGGGGAACGCUAUCUCGACGAGCUUACCCCAGUGGUUCCAAAGCCUCCUCCAAGGUCGAAGACUCCGGGGCCCACUCCCACUACAAAGCGUCCGGUACAAGCGCAGCCCCCUCGCCCUGCUAGUGUGAUGAGCUCUCGUCCUGGCAGCGUUAUGCGAGGGCCGCCUCCGCCUCGCUCGGCCUCGAAGACGCCCACAGCGCAUCCGACCACCAAAUACAACACCAUUGGGGCCUCUACUAGGGCUGGGGCCAAAUCGCCCUCGAAAAUCCCGGCCCGUGUUCCUUUGAGCAAUAUGCCGCACGGAAGCAAUUCCCCACGCCGGGGAGGUCCAGGCACCUAUUCGUCCAGCACAGUGAACGGUAAGAUGCCGGCACCUCGUGCACCACCGCCGAGGAUGAGGGCCCUGACCGGUGGUGAAUCGAGGGAAGAUCGCGCAGCCUACCUCUUUGAGCCGCCACGGUCUGCCAGCGCCUUGUCCAAUGCAUUCGUUCGACCCGUCAGCCCAGAGGACGUAUACGACGAUCGCAACCAGCGUUCCUUCGUUAGCUCUUCCGCCUUCUCUCAACGAUCCACUGGAUUCUCUCAAUCAUCACAAUCAUCAGCGUCUUCGCUAUCCUUGAACUCUUCGAUGCAAGGAUAUCCGAAGCCAAAUCCAUAUUUGCAACGCGCGCCUCCGCCAGCGCCGAGACAAGUAUCAAACUCCUCCACGAUCCAGACUGCAGUCUCGGGGUCUGAAAACUGGGAGACUUUUGACGAUGGAUCGGACUCUGAAGUCGACGCCAGCGAUGUUUAUUACGCUAAACUUCGUGCUGCUCACGGGAAACGAUUGGCUCCCCCUGAGGAAAGCCAAAAUCGCACCCUCGCAGGCAAAAAGGCCAAAGGCAUCCGAAGCGUAAGUCCGGAUGAGCCAGCGGCCCACCCGAUGGGGCACAUGGUUCGCGCAGGCGGUAGUGAUGAAUGGGCCGACGAGCUGGAGCCAUAUUGAGGCCUUCGACUCAUAGCCCUUCGUUGACGUAAUGAUUCUACCUGCUUGAGACUUUCAGGUGUCUCCUGAAGAACGUGACUAUGAGACGACUCAACGUUGACGAUUUCACGAUCCUGAAGCCCUUGAUUUCUGUCAUCAUGUCUUUGAAACAAACCAUGCCACUAAUAGUUGAACUCUUCGCGGCAACGACUCGAGCGAUUGUGCUCAGCUAACCAUCUUAAUUUCUUUGUUAAAAUUCGG